Mizuhopecten yessoensis (Yesso scallop) is the source of this 2880-nucleotide messenger RNA. RefSeq lists its product as uncharacterized. The transcript is spliced from 4 exons. The record is from RefSeq and is a predicted model, not a curated record. The coding region runs from base 34 to 2442 and encodes 802 amino acids. NCBI's taxonomy places the organism in Eukaryota, Metazoa, Mollusca, Bivalvia, Pectinida, Pectinidae.
CAUCAAAGGACUACACCAACUUGAACCACAAUAAUGGCAGAUUUUGUGAUGAAACCCUUCAAUCCCAGCUCCCAGACGCUGAAAAUGAAACCAACAUGUCAUUUCUCAGCAAGAGUUAAAAAGGUCAAAAACCGUCUGACGGAGUACAGGCAUGACAUUAUACAUACAUUAUUAUCAUCGCUACAAGAAUCCAUGAAAUUACAGCAAAAAUUUCAAGAUGCUUUGCUAGAGUAUGACGUCGAAGUCGUGUCGGUGAGCGAGGAUAUACAGGAAACAUUCGACUAUAUAAGGAGGAAAAGCAACGCCGGGGGCAACGUUCUCGCUCAUGUCCGUCUGGAAGUUGAAACAAGAGAUCGCCGCCUUAGGCUCACGAGUAAAAAUAACCAUUUGCUGGAAGAGGAUUUUCCUUGUGAAGUCCUAUUUGAUAUUCAAGAGGCAGGUGUUACAUUGGAUGAAACAGUUUCUGCGAGACUUACAGAAUUUCAGCCACUUGCCAUAACAAAACAACGAAGUGAAGUGAUCAACAGUUGGUUAGAGAAAUAUCAAGAAGCUCUACGGGACAUCAACGUUGUGUGCCAAAACAAAAACAAAAUAAGCGAAAUCGUUAGUAGCCUAAUCAAACAGCAUGUUACUGAAGAUGAUUUAAUGAAUUGCUUAAAUUUCGGAAAAGACGUUUUUUCAAUGAAACAGCAAAACGGCAAAACCGUAGAAAACUGUGUUGAUGAAAUCAUUCGCAAGUUCUCUCAAAUCAUUGGUGAAAAGUUAUCGCAAAAAAUGAAUGAAUUGAUCUGCGAUAAGGUGGACAAAGUGGUGAUAUGUAAGCAGAUGAUAUUUCGCAUGGAAGAUAAAUAUGGACGUGAAUUCUGUGACAGAAUCAUCAAAAUGAUCAAAGUAAAAAAAUAUUUUAAAAACACAAAUUGGGGAGACAGCCGUGAGGACAUUGCGUCAACGUUGCCCUCAAUAUUGAAAGCAAUUGAUGCAGAUAUCAAAGCAAUGCUUACUGAGUCGAUGCACAAUUUGCAUAUGUACAUCAAAAGCGUUUUAGAAGAAGAGAUCAUAAUUGUUCAGGAGGAGAAACUUCUCAUUCCGGACGUCGUGGAAAACCAUCAACGUCGCAAAUUGACAUCUGUUUGUUGCGGUUCGAUGGAUUCAACCAGAUGUUCCAUAGGAUUCCGAGCAGAAAGCUUUGACAAAAUCCACGUCACAAUCCAUCGAGAUAUUGAUGCAGCUCUUGACAGAAAAACAGUGGAAACAGCUACUUGGGAAACACGAUACGUUGAUGAGUAUAUUCACGACAACUGUCUGAAAAUGAAAACUGAAGAAAAAAGACGACUGUACAAACUCGUGAACAAAUACUCCGAAGAUCUGAUGAAGAAGCACUCUAACCUCUACAGGAUCGGAAUAAGUCCUGUUCUAUCGCGAAAGAGCGGUAUUGUAGAAAUGCCAUGUAUCGUGAUGUACUGUUCCUGCAAAGGAAUAAUACCUCAGGACGAACAAACAUUUCGCAGGAAAAUAGAAAACACGUUUGUCGACGUUCGAGAAGGAUACUUCUCCCUUUUCAGCACUCAAGGUGCACGAGAAUACAACGAUCCUCUGCGGAUCGGUAUAAGCAUUGGAGGCAAAGGUAUACCCGAUGCUGGAACUUUGGGUCCAUUUGUAGUUGAAGCUGAAAAUAAAUCUUCAAUGGGUUUUCUAACAUGUCAACAUGUUUUACAUUCACCUAAAGUCGGUAGUCAGGUAGUUCAACCUUCCCUUUUACACGACAAGGCAGAUAAUACAACAUGUGGUAAAAUCAUAUCCACGUGUUUGGAAGAUAUACAAUACAAAGAAAAACUCACAAGCAUUGAUGUUGCUUAUGUUGUCAUCAAUCAACGGAUACCGAAAGAAUUAAUAACCCCAGAAAGAUUGAUAAAUGACUUCGGAGGAAUUCUUUCAAUGGGGGAACCGAUCAUGCAAAUGGAAGAGGAUACCAUGGUCUAUAAACUAGGCUUCGCAUCAGGGCUUACAGCAGGGUGCCUUGAAACAAUGAUGGACGUAGUGAAAUGGGGAGUAAUGAAGAAAGAAGAACGUCACAAUUUAUAUCUGAUAUUGAGCGAUACAGAGUUUGCUACACAUGGUGACUCCGGUUCUGCUGUGUUCGCAGUGAGAGACAUGGCUAUACGUGUCAUUGGAGUAUUGUUGGGCGGGUCUGACAACAAAAAAGAAUGCUACGUGAUGCCGAUUGGCGCAGUGUUACAGGCGUUACAGGCUGUGGGGCCACGACUAGAAAUUCAUCAAUUCAAUUAUGAAACUGGAAGUGGUGUUCACGACUCUGGUGGUGAUCCUCCAGGUGAUAACGCUAGUAGUUCUCUGUCAGGUGUUGGUGCUGAAGCUGGAUGCGCAGGUGGAGACGAUUGUCCAGUACUUUCUAGAACUGUGGCGGAAUUCGCUUCUUCCAAGUAGGGCGGAUCGAUUUAAUGUUAUCAUGUCUUGACAGCCAUACUGAACGGUGCGUUCGUCAUACAAUCUAUGAACUCGCCAUUGACCACACUUUACGCAGUUCAGUGGAACACUGGUAAAGGAGGUUGCGAUACAAUGGUAAUUUUAUCUGAAUCUGGAUUUAGAAUAUAAAUUCAAAUCAUGUUUAGUCUCCGUUGAGGUGAGGUUUAUAUUUGAAAUUUAAACACUUCAAAAUGUUUUGAACAUCAUCCAAUGACAAUGAUCGAACUGAUUCCUUCGCUAAUAAAAUUAUAUAAAGUGAAUCUGUGAUGAAUGCUCUACCCGUCCAUUGUAGUAUGGUGCCGUGACUAGGAUCGCGGUGUUGGUUCUUUGUUGUCUUUGAAUUAUUGCUCGUUUCGUUAAAGGAUCCCCUGUACCAAAAACUGUAACUUAGUGUUGGAA